Molecule: messenger RNA, 611 nt
Organism: Pararge aegeria (speckled wood butterfly)
Lineage: Eukaryota; Metazoa; Arthropoda; Insecta; Lepidoptera; Nymphalidae
Gene: pirk
Exons: 1
Coding region: 58-429 (123 amino acids)
Source: RefSeq, a predicted model, not a curated record
AAGAGCAAGACGUGCCUUAUAAUUUUUAAUUCUAAUUAAUUUAUUUAACUUUCUAAAAUGAAGAAGUACUCGAUCGUCGGCAACAAGAAGAAAGUGACGAUGGAGAACAAUCCGACAAGUCUGAAAGUGAUCGGAAACAAUUGUAUAGUUAGAGUGACUGGCAAUCAAGGUGAAAUCGAAGUGAUUGGCAAUGAUUGUAAAAUAGAUGUGACAGAUAACUUCGGAACUAUCAACUUGGUUGGAAGUGGUGGUAUUGUGACCGUACACAGAAGAUGGACAGGCGAUAACGUGUCCAUGGUUGGACCGAAUUGCCACUUAAUGGUUGAUGGGAAAGACAAAUCAUCUGCGCCGCACGAAGCUCAAUUAUCGCCGUUCAGCAAGGAUCUGGAUGACGUCAUCGAGUCCAUAUUCUCCUUCGUGAUGCGCUGAACUACAGAAGGGAUAGCUUAAGGUUUUUCAAGAGUUUAAAAGAAGGAAAUAUCAGUUUUUCCGUGUUUCCGUGGCGUCGAGUAAGGAUAUUGUGGGUUUUCUGUGCUUCGUUAGAGUGUCGGAAGGAUAUUCUAGUGAAGAGGUUUUUCUGUGAUUACUUAAUAAAAUAUUUUUCUGUUAAA